This is a messenger RNA of Drosophila biarmipes, 1727 nucleotides long. RefSeq names its product probable dolichyl pyrophosphate Man9GlcNAc2 alpha-1,3-glucosyltransferase (gene gny). The record is from RefSeq and is a predicted model, not a curated record. The coding region runs from base 250 to 1677 and encodes 475 amino acids. Gene Ontology annotation, biological process: protein N-linked glycosylation. Lineage: Eukaryota; Metazoa; Arthropoda; Insecta; Diptera; Drosophilidae. Gene Ontology annotation, molecular function: dolichyl pyrophosphate Man9GlcNAc2 alpha-1,3-glucosyltransferase activity. Gene Ontology annotation, cellular component: endoplasmic reticulum membrane. The transcript is spliced from 5 exons.
CUGACUGUUGCAUGCAACGGAGGUGUUUGAGCAGUGUGUGAUACCGAUUUUUACUUAUUCUGUUUUUUUCAAAACAAAAAUAUAACGUAAUAUAUACGUUUAAUACCUUUUAUAAAUAUUUGUCUGUUGUUAUUGGUUAAAUAAACAAUCAAUUACGGUGGCGUUAACCCGUUCCAACGGGGCGGCCAAAUAAUUCUUCCCUCUUCACGGAAGGAAGUAACUUAAUAUUUAAAAAAAAAAAAAAACAAGAUGAAAUCCGAAAUAUUGGCGACCGCCUUUUUGGGUUUGGCGGUUAGGUCGAUAAUCUCGCUGUAUCCCUACUCCGGACUCGAUGCCCCGCCGAUGCAUGGCGACUACGAGGCCCAGCGCCACUGGCAGGAAGUCACCGUGAACCUGGAGGUCGGCGAGUGGUACACAAACAGCUCCAGCAACGACUUGAUGUACUGGGGCCUGGACUAUCCGCCUCUGACUGCUUACCACAGCUACUUGGUCGGUCGCCUGGCCAAGUCAAUAGAUCCCCGGUUCGUCGAGCUGCACAGAAGCAGGGGAUUCGAGUCGAAGAAGCACAAACGCUUUAUGCGCGCAACAGUUGUGACUGCUGACGUCCUCAUCUAUUUGCCGGCUGUAUUGUUCCUGGUCUAUUGCAUAGACAAAACCUUCCAGAGCGAUGACAAGCUGUUCCUAUUCAUGCUGGCUGCUGCGUAUCCAGGCCAAAUACUCAUUGACAACGGACACUUUCAGUACAACAACAUAUCACUUGGCUUUGCCGCCGUGGCAGUUGCAGCUAUCUUGCGGAGAAGGUACUACCUGGCAUCGUUUCUCUUCACAUUGGCCCUGAACUAUAAGCAAAUGGAGUUGUACCACAGUCUGCCGUUCUUCGCGUACCUUCUGGGGGAAUGUGUGUCUCAAAAAAGCUUUGCUUCUUUUGCUGCUAAAAUUUCACGGAUCGCAGCCAUUGUCCUGUCAACUUUUGCUAUCUUGUGGCUUCCCUGGUUGACAUCUCACCAAGCAACGCUUCAAGUAUUAAAACGCCUUUUUCCGGUUGCCCGGGGAGUUUUCGAGGACAAGGUGGCUAACGUUUGGUGCGCCGUAAACGUGGUUUGGAAAUUGAAGAAACAUUUACUAAACGAUCAGAUGGCCCUCGUGUGCAUUGGAUGCACUCUACUUGCUGCCCUGCCCACAAAUAUACUCCUCUUUCGACGUCGAAGCAAAGUUGGGUUUUUACUGGCUCUUUUUAAUACGUCUCUAGCUUUCUUUCUGUUUUCAUUUCAAGUCCACGAAAAGACCAUCUUACUGGUCGCUUUGCCAUCGCUUUUCUUACUUAAAUGGUGGCCCUACGAAAUGGUUAUCUUUCUGGAGGUUUCCGUGUUCAGCAUGCUGCCUCUUCUGUCAAGAGACGAGUUGUUGGUGCCUGCAUUGGUGUCAACUGUCACUUUCCAUUUGUUGUUUAAAUGUUUUUACAUAAAUUCAAAAACAAGAAACGAAUACCCAGUGAGGUACUUUGCACAUGUAUCAAGCGCUCUAUUGGCUUUGAUUGUGGUAGCUUCUCUGACAAUCCCAGCCCCGUCCCGUUUUCCUGACCUCUGGCCCUUAAUUGUUUCUCUUGUAAGUUGCGGCCACUUUCUGUUAUUUUUCCUAUGGGGAAAUUUCCAACAAUUUAACAGCAAAAUAAGAUAGCAUUUAAGGCAAACAUACAGUAAGAAUAAAUGCAAUGAAAACAACAAAAA